CGGACGCCAGUGAGAAACCCACUCACUAGCAGAGAGCAUCAGCUGUGGUGUGUCGGAGAAACUUCCUUCCAGCACUCCUCCUCCUGCUUUCCCAAAUACAUAUUUUUCUGUAACUUCUCUCAGGAGGAGCCUCCAUCAACAGGCUGGUUACUGGCUGGGUUUUGUGUGUUUUCUGUCCUGUUUCUCUGCUCUAUCCGGACGCUUCUCCAGGAGGGUUUUCCUUGCUGCGGUGCGUUCAGGUUCAGGACACAUCGGGGUGCAAACUGUGAGUGACUCCACCAAGUUUCCCCCCCUUUCAUUCUGCCUGAGGAAUGAGAGGAAGAGCCGACAAAAACUCGCAUGUUUGAAUGAACAAAAGGGCAGAAAGCGACGCUAUUGCCGCCGAAAUGGAGGAAAAUACUCUCCCAGGAUCAACAUCUCCCCUCUCGGCUCUGAACGCAAACCCUACGAGGCCGGACCCGGAGGGGGAGAGCAGCCCCCCGAAGACGGACAACACAGAGAGAAUGGAUUCUCCAGCGAAGAAAGAUGCAGACCGGAGACUGAAUACCCCCACGAAAUCUGACGUUAUCCAGCGAUCACCUGGGUCACCGGCAUCACCUGUCCCCAGGUCGAAAAGUGGUAAAGACAGCAUAAAGUCAGGGGAGAGGCAGAAGCUUGCCAAGGAGCGGAGAGAGGAAAAGGCCAAAUAUCUUGAAGAGCUCAGCAUGUUACAAGCUGCUAAAAAGUCCCAGUGGCUGGAGAAGGAGGAGAAGGCACGGCAGCUGAGAGAGCAGCAGCUGGAGGAGCGCCGCAGGAAGCUCGAGCAACAGCGGAUCAAGGCGGAAAAACGGCGAGCCGCCCUGGAGGAGAGGCAGAAACAGAAACUGGAGAAGAAUAAAGAACGCUACGAGGCAGCCAUCCACAGGUCAACAAAGAAGACGUGGGCAGAAAUCCGCCAGCAAAGAUGGUCCUGGGCUGGCGCGCUAAGCCAAAACUCCAGCCAGAAAGAAGGCAGAUGCUCUGUGUCAACGGUCAACCUGCCCAAACACGUGGACUCUGUUAUAAACAAGCGACUGUCCAAGUCCUCCGCCACGCUCUGGAACUCCCCCGGCAGAACCCGUAGCCUUGCACUGAGUCCAUGGGAGAGCAGUAUAGUCGACCGGCUGAUGACGCCAACGCUGUCUUUCCUCGCUAGGAGCCGCAGUGCUGCCAGUGUCCUCACCAAUGGCAAAGAUGGUCACUCUCCUCUCUGUCCCCGUUCGGCCUCUGCCAGUCCCCUCACCUUGUGCGCCCACCAACCCCACCACCGCUGCUCCGACCGCUGGAGAGUGACGUCCAGCACACCCGACAUCACCCAGCGCCAACACAGGCGGAGCUCCACACCUAUGGAUAAAAACAAGAAAGAAAAGAAAGACAAGGAACGGGAGAACGAGAAGGAGAAAAGUGCCCUCUCUAAAGAGAAGGUGCUUAAGAAGAGACAGUCUCUACCCAGCAUGAGACACAGACCUGAUCCAAGUCCCAGUCCUUUAUCAAGACAACGGCCGUCAUCCCCAGCCACGCCUAAGGGCAGAACUGCGUCCCCCAGCCCUGCUGCCUCCCCCAAGCCUCCAUCCACACGUGGAAGCCCGUCGACUCCUAAAGCUCGGCCCAAAAGAGCCAGGACCCCCGCCAGGAUAGACCACCGCACCUCCUCCCCCAUCUCUCUCGAAAGAGUGAAGGAGCCUCGCAGGCCCGCCACCCCCGAACAGAGGAAGAGUUCCCCUGUGGUUCCUGCCAUCGUAGUAGCCUCAGCCGCUGCCUCACCCCAUGCGUCGAGAACGCCAGUUCCAACCACCACAGCCUCCCGCUCGCCUGAACCUGUCCAUUCAGCUCCUUCUGGCCCUGCAUCAUCGCCUACACCCUCUCCAUCAGCCAAGCCCAUGGCGGGCACCAACAGCCAAGAGGAGGCAGCUCGCAUCCUGGCAGAGAACCGCCGGCAGGCCCGAGAGCAGAGGGAGAGGGACGAGCAAGAGCGCCGCGAACAGGAGGAGAAGGAGAGGGUCCUGAGAGAGGAGCGAAUAGUGAGGGAGGCAGAGGAGAGCCGACUCAGGGAGGAGGAGGCCCGCGCCAUGGCCGAGGAGCAGCGGAAGAGGGACGAAGCCCAGCGCCUGCUGGACGAGAAGGAGGCUCAGGAGAGAGCUGUAGCCGAGCAGGAGGAGAACCUGCGCCUACAAAAACAGAAAGAAGAGGCUGAGGCUAAAGCCCGGGAGGAGGCGGAGAAGCAGCGUCUGGAGAGGGAGAAACACUUCCAGAAGGAGGAGCAGGAGAGGCUGGAGAGGAAAAGGCGUCUGGACGAGAUCAUGAAGAGGACACGCAAGACAGAUGGAGGCGACAAGAAAGAGACAAAGGCCUCCACUCUCACAAAUGACAAAGAGGCAGAGAGCAGCAAAGCAUCUGCUGAAUAUCAGCCAAAGCCAGAGGUCAACCUGCCCAAUAACAAGACAGAAAAUGGACAGACCAACGUCAAAGAAAGCAGCCCCUCAGUCCAAGUGGUCAAUGGGGUCCAGCCUACGAGACACGAAAACGGUCUAUCCACUAAAGGAGACACUGCCCACUUUGGAGAUAUCAUCCAUCUCACGAAUCACGGCAACACCACCAACGGAGCACGGGAUAACUCCGAGACCAGCAUGGCCACUGAGCCCAUCCUCACCUUUGACAGCGAGGAGUCAUUCAUGAAAAAGGCAGGCCCCAUGAAGCCUCAGCAUGUUGCAGAGGUCCUGUGACAAGUUCCAGUGUUGAAGUGCUCGUCGCCUUAGGCCACUGACCUUUCCCCAGCCCUGCCAACGCUCGCAUGGGGAGCCCUGUGACCUGUGCCAACCUUUUUCUAAGCCCCUGAAAGCAAACAUGCUUUUCUCUCCGAAGAUGAAGCGGGGCCACAGAAGAUGUCGACCCAAGCAACAGGAUGCAAAAGACAAAAAAAAAAAGGAUGAAAGGUGUUGCUGCAUGCAACAAAGGUGCGUCAGUGUUAACAUUUGUAAAAAGAUCUUUGUGGCACCGAUUCCCAUGCACCUUAAAACUCGACAGUAUCAUCCUUUGUACAUUACAGUACAGCUGAGUAAUUAUUACGAUAAGCUGAAGUGUUUGUUUUUCUUUGUUCUUUAGUUAUUUAACUGAAAGAGAAAUAUAAAAGACUGGGUACAUUUUUGUGAAUAAUGUAAAUUAACUUUGUGUGACGGACGAAGGAGGUCUGUGGAUUAAAGUUGUAUGAAAGGGAGUCAUUUUAUGCUGCUCUGCUCUGAGUAGACCCUCUACGUCUAAGUGAAACCCAGGUAUUAUACUCCUGGUCUGUAUAAAGCUACCUGUAACAGUUUUUUGUAAAGUUAAAUUGAGAAAUCUGGAUGCAACAGCUUCUUCCUGUGUGUAUACAUACUAUCUGUGCAAACCUCCGCUAUGAUUGAUUGUACGCAGAACUGGAUGUAAAAACUGAGUGUGCAACCUUCACGAUUAAGAAACCAGAGGCCUGUACUACGAAGCGACAUACCCAGGGUAUCUUCUCAUUAUCUGGCUUAACUAACCCUAUCAACUGCGAUCCCGCUAAGCGGUCCUACGACGGUGGUAAUCAACUUGGCAAGUAACCCCAGGGUUUCUCAAUCUGGCUAUGAGCGUGUUCACAUGAAAGGGGCGUUGUAUGCAGCAUGUGACCGAUCACAAACAUGGACAAGUCUACUGUCAGCAGAGCAAACUAUAAUAUUAGACUACUA
Sebastes umbrosus (honeycomb rockfish) is the source of this 3719-nucleotide messenger RNA. It is a transcript of the gene map7d1a, whose product is annotated as MAP7 domain containing 1a. The record is from RefSeq and is a predicted model, not a curated record. The coding region runs from base 348 to 2741 and encodes 797 amino acids. Gene Ontology annotation, cellular component: microtubule cytoskeleton. Gene Ontology annotation, biological process: microtubule cytoskeleton organization. Lineage: Eukaryota; Metazoa; Chordata; Actinopteri; Perciformes; Sebastidae. The transcript is spliced from 19 exons.